AUGGCAGACCGAUUUCCGUCCCUCGAAGAGUUCGAUUCUGGCGCAGCACAACUCUCAUCACAAGCUGGAACACCCGGCUUCGAGACAGCCAGCGGGGACGACUUCCUCAGCCGUGAGAAGGCACUGCUAGGUGAUGACGCCGACCAAUUCGCAACAGGCAACGACAACGCAGCCUUUGUUGAGGAUGGCGACGAUGAUCUUCUAGGCGGCGGCGGUAGCAACGAGGAGGUCACGGAAUUCGAGAGCUCUUAUCCAGCUAUUGAUACGCGGAACGAGAACGUAGCCCCAGGAGGAACCAUCACCGGCACACCCGCGCCCUUCCAAUCAUCCUACCAAGCCCCAUACGCCGAAGAGGAAGAAGAGCCCGAAGUAAUCAAACAAUGGCGCGAACGCCGCGACCUGCAACUGCAAUCCCGCGAGGAGAAGUCGGAAGAGCGCAAGGCUGAAACCAUCAAGGCCGCGCAGCAAAACAUCGAUGACUUCUACGAGAACUACAAUUCGAAGAAGGAGAAGAUGAUUGCGCAGACGAGACGCGAGGCUGAGGAGUUCUUGGAGAGCAGGGAGGAUACGUCUGCCGGUGGAACUAGCUGGGAGCGGAUCGCGAAGCUGGUCGAUUUGAGUGGGAAGGGUGCUAGGGGUGGAGCGAGCGGAACUGGGAAGGAGAAGUUUAGGGAGCUGUUGAUUAGUCUGAAGAAGGAUGAGAAGGCUCCUGGUGUUACGGGCUACUAG
Venustampulla echinocandica is the source of this 729-nucleotide messenger RNA. Its product is annotated as Clathrin light chain. The coding region runs from base 1 to 729 and encodes 242 amino acids. Gene Ontology annotation, biological process: clathrin coat assembly; clathrin-dependent endocytosis; intracellular protein transport. The transcript has 3 exons. Gene Ontology annotation, molecular function: clathrin heavy chain binding; structural molecule activity. Lineage: Eukaryota; Fungi; Ascomycota; Leotiomycetes; Helotiales; Pleuroascaceae. The record is from RefSeq and is a predicted model, not a curated record. Gene Ontology annotation, cellular component: clathrin coat of trans-Golgi network vesicle; clathrin coat of coated pit; plasma membrane.